Procambarus clarkii (red swamp crayfish) is the source of this 1119-nucleotide messenger RNA. The record is from RefSeq and is a predicted model, not a curated record. Lineage: Eukaryota; Metazoa; Arthropoda; Malacostraca; Decapoda; Cambaridae.
ACUGCAAAACUACAACCAGCGCGUGUUUAGCCAAGAGAGGCCACUGCAGCGACACAUGCAACAGAGAUGAGGACACAUUCAACAAUAUCUGCAGUAGUCCAGGCUGCUCCUGCUGCGUUAAAAAAGCCUCGUGCCAGAGUCAGACCAACGAGUGCAGAGCCAAACUGGGCCGCUGUGGCUCCACGUGUGGCAAAGAUGAGAAUCCGCUCCUGAAUCUUUGCACAAGUAAAAACUGCUUCUGUUGCGUUAAAGCUCCGCUUACUUCCUGUGAACAAGAAACUGACUGUGCCAUGAUAAACGGCAAAUGCAAGCCCAAGUGUGUACUUCCCGAGAAGUCUUACCCAGAGCUUUGUGAGAGUAAGUCGUGUACCUGUUGCUCAUCCAAGGCCAAGCCCAACAGCCCUCAGACCUGCUUGCUGGCGAAUGGAGAAUGCAUAGCCACUUCUUAUCCAUGCUGGGGCGUCUUCUGGGGCAACUGUGGCUCCAGCAGCCAACGGUGCUGCAUCGAUUAGGAAUCAGAAACACGACCUAAAUUUAUAAAUUUUCAAAAUGUGUGGGUUUUAUUUUUGGUUUUAGAUCCAUGAUCAGGUCAAGUAACGUUCUGCACCUUUGUAUGAAUAUAUGACCCAGUAUAUUUCACAGUCCUUGGCAUAUUUAAAAAGGUAUAUUCAUAUAGAAUAAUAAGUGCCCUUUUAUAUCCAUUCCUACUUCCAUAUUUGCAGCCCCCUCUCAGGCUGUAGAACAGCACCAAAAACGUUGUUAAAUUAUAAGUAGAGUAAAUUAUAUCGUUAUCUUUCAAAAUGUCUUCUUUUGCAAAAUAUAUGUAUUAUUAUGAACAUCUUUACUUACAAAAUUAAUAUUUAACUUUGAAAGUAGAAGUAAUGAUGAUGAUGGUUAAAUAAGGUCUUCCCUAGAUCUACAGUGUACUUUAGUAUGAAGUUACUACAUGGUUAAAUAAGGUCUUCCCUAGAUCUACGGUGUACUAUAGUAUGAAGUUACUACUUGUGGGGGUCAUAAUCAGCUUCACAAGAAUCUGGGUCCUGUGUGAUUUCAACCUCAGUUGUUUAGAAUCACAUUUUCGAAUUUUGUUGCUUUCUGUGUAUUGAACACAAUUUUUGA